Bemisia tabaci is the source of this 2763-nucleotide messenger RNA. Its product is annotated as VIP36-like protein. Gene Ontology annotation, biological process: endoplasmic reticulum to Golgi vesicle-mediated transport. Gene Ontology annotation, cellular component: Golgi membrane; COPII-coated ER to Golgi transport vesicle; endoplasmic reticulum membrane. The record is from RefSeq and is a predicted model, not a curated record. Lineage: Eukaryota; Metazoa; Arthropoda; Insecta; Hemiptera; Aleyrodidae. Gene Ontology annotation, molecular function: D-mannose binding.
AUCAAUUUGUCGGUUAGUUUGGUUAGAGCGUGCAGCGAGUAGUGAGUGAUUUCCGGAUCAAAUUAUUUUCUAGUCGUCUCUGAAAAUGAUAGAAUUUAAGAAACUUAGAUUUGUGAGCGGUUACAUAGUGCUUCUACUUAUCAACUUCUGUAACAUCCUCGCAGAAUGGAAUACAGAGGACUAUAUGAAGCGAGAACAUUCUCUGACGAAACCCUACCUAGGUUCUGGACUGACGAUACCACAUUGGGAUUUGCUAGGUAGCACAAUCGUCACUGACAAGUACGUCCGACUAACACCGGAUUCUAGAAGUAGACAUGGUUCGCUAUGGAAUGCAUCGCCUGUUCAAUCGAGGAAUUGGGAAGUGCAGAUAAACUUCAAAAUCACUGGUAAUGGUAAAGAUCUGUUCGGAGAUGGAAUGGUAAUCUGGUACACAAAAGAGAGGAUGCAACCUGGACCUGUCUUUGGGUCCAAAGACUUUUUUGAAGGAUUAGCCAUUUUUAUUGACACCUACAGCAAUCACAAUGGAGAGCACACGCAUAUGCAUCCAUAUAUUUCUGCAAUGAUAAACAAUGGAUCUCUGCAUUACGACCAUGACAGGGAUGGAACGCACACCCAGAUGGCUGGUUGUGAAGCCAAAUUGAGAAAUCUUCAAUAUGAUACCCACAUCUCCAUCAAAUACCAAUAUAAUGUGUUGACAGUUUCUACUGAUUUUGAGGGUAAAGCUGCAUGGAAAGAGUGUUUUACGGUGAAUGGUGUCAUGCUGCCCACUGGAUAUUAUUUGGGCAUGUCAGCAGCCACCGGUGACUUAUCAGAUAAUCACGAUGUCUUAUCUGUGCGAUUCUAUGAAUUAGAUCUUCCCGAUGAUCCUAAGGAAGACAGAUCUCAUAUCGUACCUUCUGCAUCUCACUUUGAACCACCAAGAGAGCAUGUUGAUGACCCUAAGCCAGGAAUGAGUGGUAUCAAGCUGUUCUUCAUAAUGUUCGUCUGUAUGAUCGGUCUCAUCAUCGUCGUUGUUGUUGGAAUAAUGCUGUAUCAAAAACAUCAAGAGAAUUCCAGGAAACGAUUUUACUAGUCUGUGCUCAAUUCGUGUUAUUUAUUUUUGGGGUCUUCAUUGCUCUUUUUCUUGGUGACAAUAUUUAUACCGAUGGGAGAUUGCACAUGUCUUUUGAGUGUCCUACGCAACCAUGCGAAUCCAGUGCUGUAUUAUAUUAAUUAAUUUUUAUUUCAUCCUCGGCUCGUUUUUCGGUUUGUUAGUUUUUUUGGUUUUGCAACAUUCUUAAUCUUUUUUUCAGUCAUUAUCUUAACUUUCUCAUUGCUCAUGAUAGUUAUCUGAUUUCGCUAUCUAAGAGGUACUCAGUCACCAGGUUGUUUUGGUCUUAAACUUGCACAUGUGUUAUUCUAAAUGACUGUCGAAGAUAUCCCAAGAAGGUAAUAACAGCGUGAUUUUAACUGUUCUUGUUAUGGUUUUCAUUGGGUUGUGCUCGCACUGUUAACAUUAAAUUAUAAAUUCUGUAAUUUGUGAGUAGAUUAAAUUAAAAGCAUGCGUUUUAUAAAAUUACUGCCACAGUACCUGGCAAGUCCUGGUUGAUACAUCUUUGGCUUACUCAUUACGAUGAUGUUCUUUGCUGAUUAAUAGGGAAAGCUAGGACUGGCAAUCAGUUUAAAAAUAUGCUUCAAUGUAGGAGGGAAAACGAAGAUUGAUUCAACAAAAUGGCUUCUCGGAAUGUUUUUCAACAAACAUUAACCACAUAAAAUAAUAUGGACGUUGUUUUUAAGUACCCUUGUAAUUUCACUGUUUGGGUGAAAUUCAGAAAGUAAAACACAAAGUCAGAAAACAAAUGUGAAUCAAAAUUGCAGUCCUUUCUUCUAUUUCUUUUCAUGUGGAAUUACCCAAGAGAAAUCUACCAUUCCUGAUAGUACUAUUUAUUGAAGCUGUACCCUCCGGCAUUGGAAUUUUUGUGAAGUUAUAAGUUACGUGAGAGUUCUUUUUGUAAAAUCUGCCGUGCUAAGUAGAAAUGCUGUAUAAUCAACUGAAUGCUGCCAAAUUUUCUCUAAGAAAAUACCUAUUUUUGAAAUAAGCCAUGAAUAUUUUCCCUUGAAAUUUGCAGACUUUUUAGAUCAAAAUAUGAACGAAAGCCCCUGAAAAAUUGAAGAAGAGAUAUCCACAAAUUUUUCUGAAAAUUCGUGAUUUGCUGAAGGAAAUUUUGCAACGCCUGGUAGCCUAUACGGCGUUCUUACUAAGCAUGGCAGAGAUGUAAACUAGAAAAGGUCCAUCCAUCACCUCUGUUAAUGUACAGUGUCUCUAGUUUUUUUUUAUUUAUAUUCUAAGGAUGUCAGUUGGUUUCACUUGGGAGUAUUUAUUUGCACAAGGUCCACGAGACAAGGUCUGAAUUAAAAGAAAAACAUGACAUGUAAUAUCUCCAAAAUUUCUUGUAGAAAACUAUUCACAUGUCAAACGUUCUCACAAGAGAAAACGGGUUGUAAAACGCUUUAAUUACGUUAUUUAGAGGCUCAUUAUUAUUGUCAUCUACUUAUUCAAUUCCACAUUUGGGGAUCUUUACUCAGUCCGUCCGUUUGUAAAAUCUUGAAGCCACUUAAUUUUUUUGCAAUGAUCUAAGAGAAUAUCAUCCUGGAGGCUUUUGCAUCCCCCCUGUAUUGUUUUCCACCGGUAUUUAAUUUUGGACAGAACGUGUCCAGGUAGUCAUUAUUUUAGGUAUAUUCAUAUGUAAAAGCAAUUCCUAGAGGAGUCCGUACCUCGCAAGA